Molecule: messenger RNA, 1500 nt
Organism: Malus domestica (apple)
Lineage: Eukaryota; Viridiplantae; Streptophyta; Magnoliopsida; Rosales; Rosaceae
Source: RefSeq, a predicted model, not a curated record
AUGCAUGUUGGAGGACCUAAUAGUUCUCAUAAUAAUGCUUGGAGAAACUGUGAAGCCUUAUUAAACCAAAAGCAACAUAUUGAAACAGUUAUCUCAAAACAAACUAACCAAGAUCAAAUUGAUUAUCGAACUCAAUUAGGUGCAUCAAUUGGUGUUAGUAGAAUUCUCUUUCAACAAGGUCUUCCAUUUCGUGGGCAUGAUGAAUCUGAAAAUUCACUCAACCAAGGAAACUUUCUUGAAAUUCUAUGGUGGCUACGUCAUUAUAAUGAGGGUAUAAAGGCUGUCACGCUAGAAAAUGCUCCUGAAAAUUUGAAAUUGACAUCACCUGAUAUUCAGAAAGACAUCUCAAGUGCUAUUUCGUAUGAAAUCAUCAAUGCAAUCACUAGUGAUAUUAAUGAUUCUUUAUUUUCCAUUCUUGUUGAUGAAUCACGAGACAAGUCUUCAAAGGAGCAAAUGGCCAUUGUAUUGCGCUAUGUGGAUAAGGGUCAUGUGAUAGAGCGCUUUGUAGGUAUUGAGCAUGUUGCAGAUACUAAAGCUUCCUCACUCAAGUUAGCCAUUGAUGAUUUCUUUUCUAGACAUGGAUUGAGCAUAUCAAAAUUGCGUGGGCAAGGCUAUGAUGGGGCAAGUAAUAUGCAAGAAAUUGGAGAUCUCUUUACUAUGGUUUCUUCUGUGGUGAAUGUUAUGGUGGCAUCUUCUAAGCGUCGUGAUAUUCUUAGAGAGAAACAUGCUCAUGUAGUUUUGGAAGCACUAGAAAAUAAUGAGCUUUCAAGUGGACAAGGUUUGAAUCAAGAUACUACUCUUAAGCGGGUUUUAGGGAUCACAAACGAUUUAUCACAAGCAUUGCAAAAGAAGGAUCAAGAUAUUGUGAAUGCAAUGAACUUGAUCAAUAUAUGCAAAGGAAGAUUGCAAAGGAUGCGAGAAAGUGGUUGGGAAUCCUUAUUUGAUGAAGUUUCAUCCUUUUGUGACAAGAAUCGUAUUAAAAUUCCUAGCAUGGAUGAUAUUUUUACAAGUGGAGAGCGACCAAACCGAAAAGCUCAUCCCAUCACAAACGUGCACCAUUAUCGGGUUGAUUUAUUCACCGAUGUCAUAGAUGAACAACUCACUCAGUUAAAUGAUCGAUUUACUGAGAAGAAUACUGAACUACUUCUUUGUGUGGCAUGUUUAAGUCCAAACAUGACCUCUAAUAGUGAGUUUGCAGAUUUGAAAGGAAUUAGUGAUCUUGCACAAAAGAUGGUUGGAACCAAGAAAGAUCAUACUUAUCCGUUAGUGUACUUGCUUUUGACACUGGCACUCAUCUUACCGGUUGCAACAGCAAGUGUAGAGAGAGUCUUUUCUGCUAUGAACAUUGUUAAGAACACCUUACGCAAUCGAAUGAGUGAUUUGUGGAUGAACGAUUGUUUGGUUGCUUAUAUUGAAAAGGAUAUUUUUAAUAGUAUAGAGGAGGAGGCUAUCAUGCAACGGUUUCAAAAUAUGAAAACUCGUCAAGGACAAUUAUUUUAA